Messenger RNA from Dipodomys ordii (Ord's kangaroo rat), 1339 nucleotides. Its product is annotated as formimidoyltransferase-cyclodeaminase-like. Gene Ontology annotation, molecular function: transferase activity; folic acid binding. NCBI's taxonomy places the organism in Eukaryota, Metazoa, Chordata, Mammalia, Rodentia, Heteromyidae. The transcript has 6 exons. Bases 60 to 1046 code for a protein of 328 amino acids. The record is from RefSeq and is a predicted model, not a curated record.
GCGCGGUGAAUCCCGCUGGGCGGCCAGGUCCCCGCGGGUGCCGGGGACGCAGAAAAACCAUGUCUUCCUCCAGACUGGGGCUCCGUUUGGCUGGCUGCUUACUAAAUGUUUCCGAAGGCAGAAGAAAACACAUUGUUGAGAACAUAGCAAAAGCGGCUCUUCUUGACAAAAAUGGAUUGAACCAUCCUGAAGUAUCGGUGCUCAAUAUAUUUUCUGAUCAAGACUACAACAGAUCAGUUAUUACAAUAGUGGCUUCUGUUGAGAAGCUGGGCAGCUCCGUUCUGGCUGCUUGCUUGGAAGCCUUCCAAGCUAUAGAUAUGGAGGCUCAAGAGGGGAUUCACCCAUGCCUGGGUGCAGUCGACCUCAUCCCCAUCUACCCUCUCACUGGAGUCCGGAUAGAAGAGUGUGGAGCACUGGCCAGAAGCCUUGCUCAGAAUCUGGUCAUGCACAUACCUGGCUGUAGUGUGUUUCUCUUUGGUGAAGCUGACCUGCCUGGGAAACGCAGUCUUGUCCAGAGACGGAAGCAGCUGGGCUGGUUCACAAGGAGAAAUUUCAGUGACCUUCAGCCUGACCUGGGGGCUACUCCUGCCAGAAGAUGUGGUCUAACAGGUGUUGGUGCCAGUCUCUAUGUGAUGAACUGCAAUGUUACCAUAGAUUCCCAUGACUUGUCAGCAGGAAGAGAGAUUGCUACUGCAAUUCGAGGCUCAAAUCCACAUGGACUGAAGGGUGUCCAAGCAAUGGCUUUUCCCCAUGAAGGGAAAAUUGAGAUUGCUUGCAAUGUAGAGAGUUUUGAAGACCAUGAAGCUACAGAGAGCUCAGAAGACACUCAGUAUGUGGCUUACAAUGUCCUUGGGCACCAGUAUACUUAUGUGUCUCCUCAUUACAUAGAAGCUCAAGUUAAAAAGUUGGCAAAUGAUCGGGGAAUUGGUACCAUAGGGAGAGCAUUGGUUGGAUUUACUCCCCAAGAGUGCAAGAAGUGUGCUGAAUAUGCUAUAAAGGAAAAUAUUGGGGAAUUCUGGAAGAUUCGAGAAGGUGUUUUCAUGUGAUCCCAUCUUCAUUGAAAAUUUAAUCAAAAAUAUCAGUUAUUAUCAAGAUUCAUUUUGGUUAUUGAGGGUGAGAAGCGGACACAGAGAACGAGGAAGCAUUUUCAGAUGUUUAUUUAGUUUAGAAUUGUUCACCAUCACUAGUACUGAUAUUAGUCAUCAUUAAAAUUUCAUGCAAGCCUUUUCUAUGUUUAAGUAGAUUAGAUACCAUUCUGAAAUACAUGGAUAAGGUGACUGUGACUAUGAAAGAUCAAAUCAUCUUUGAUUUUUGUGAAUAAAAAUAAAUAUGGAUUUGA